Messenger RNA from Raphanus sativus (radish), 1728 nucleotides. Its product is annotated as transcription factor TCP18-like. Gene Ontology annotation, cellular component: nucleus. Gene Ontology annotation, biological process: regulation of secondary shoot formation. Gene Ontology annotation, molecular function: DNA-binding transcription factor activity; sequence-specific DNA binding. The transcript is spliced from 6 exons. The record is from RefSeq and is a predicted model, not a curated record. Lineage: Eukaryota; Viridiplantae; Streptophyta; Magnoliopsida; Brassicales; Brassicaceae. The coding region runs from base 269 to 1579 and encodes 436 amino acids.
CUCCUCUCAAAUAGAUGUUGUUCCUUCUCCAUUAUGAUAUCUCUCGGCCUCUCUCUGAGUGUCUCUAUAGCUGUCUCUCUCUAUAAUUUAUCUUUUUCUCUCUCUCUAUUCUAGUUCAUAGCACAUAGACUUAUUUAAGUACAUUGCCUGUGUUGUCUUUCUCAACCAUUAGUCCUUUGCUUCCGAUAAAGGCUAAGGAAGAAAAGUUUUGAUUGUCUUCGUCAUUAGAACAGUUUGAAUUUUGUUGCUUCAAAACACCCAAAAGGACAUGAACAACAACAAGACUUUCAGUACUACUAGCACCAUCAAUGAAGACUACAUGUCAUUCCCUUAUAGUGACAAUUAUUGUUCACAACCAUUACUCCCUUUUAGCCCUUCCUCUUCCAUUAACGACCUCUUGAUUCACUCGAACUCCAACACAGAAAACAAUCAUCUUGACCAUCAUCAUCACCGAUUCCUACAAGCACCUUCUCCUUUUUCUCAAUUCGAAUUCGUCCAGGAUUUUCCCCACCUCCCCUCUUUCCUCCCACAAAACAUUGGCCAUAAUGAUAACCAACCCAUCACCACCAAUGACCAUCAUCAUCAUCCAUCACUUCUACCCUUAAACAACACCAUUGGUGAAUCCCAACUGAUUGAGCCCUCGGAGUCCAUAACCACACACAACGAAGACUCCCAGAGAAUCUCAACAUCUCAAGACCCAAAAAUGAAAAAAGUCAAGAAACCAAGUAGAACGGACCGGCACAGCAAGAUCAAAACGGCUAAAGGGACAAGAGAUCGUAGAAUGAGACUCUCUCUAGAUGUCGCCAAAGAAUUGUUCGGCUUACAAGACAUGCUUGGAUUCGACAAAGCCAGCAAGACCGUUGAAUGGUUGCUCACACAAGCCAAACCCGAGAUCAUAAAGAUCGCCAACAGCCUUUCUAACCAGUUUAACCAUGGCGGCUUCAGCAGCGGAGAUGACUCCCAAACCAGACCGGCGUUGGGAUCAGCGGAGACAUCGUCUGAUCUAUGCGAACUUGCAUCUAUGUGGACAGUCGAGGAUAGAGGCAGCAAUACUAGCAUGACCGAAAAUAAGGUGGACGGGAGAACAAUGAGAGGGAAGAGAAAGAUGUCGCAGCGAACGCCCAUUUUGAAGGAGAUGUCAAAAGACGCCAGAGCCAAAGCAAGAGAGAGAGCAAAGGAUAGAACAAUGGAGAAGAUAAUGAAGAGAAGACCACAAGUAAAUUCUGUAGAAGAAGUAGAAGCUCAUAAUCAGCGUGAUGAGGUAGUAAAGAAGAAUAAUAAUACCGAUGUGAAUUGGACUAAUUCUUUCGAGGCGAUGCCCUGCCGAGAAGAUACCGAAGAACUUUGCAAGAACAAUCGUUUCUCAGUUUACAACGAUUUUGUGGUGAAUAAAAAAGAUCACAUUUCGGACGAAUCAUAUAAUAUGAUCAGCAAAUUGAAUUCAUCAUUUCCAGUGCUUACUCACCAUCGCAGCCAAGGCGUAGCUACUUUCAUGGAGCAGCAGCAACAACAGGUUAGGGAUGUUUAUCACUUCUUGGGGAAACCAAGAGACUUCAUGUACUGUGAUAAUAUCCGUUAAUUUCUCAAAUUAAUAAUAAUCUGUGUAUAUGUGAAUCUUAUGAAGCUUUUUGUUCUUCACCUUCUUGUCGCAUAUUAAUCGAUGUAAAACAAUCAAUGCCUUUUAUAUAAUAUUUUGUUUUAAUAUAGUUCGAGUGGAACCUUAUAUAC